AUGGCAGCCUCACGCCACCAUACCGCAUCGUCGGAGCCUCUGAGUAUAGCAGAGAUAUCGACUCAAGCUCAAGCCUUCGACUGGAAUCCAUCGGUCGCCAUACAAAGAUGGAUUCGAGCGGCGAAACUCCUGCUUACAGAAGCUACCAUCUGCGAGCGAGACGGGAAUCUGCAGUCGGCAUUUCUUUACCUGUACAGACAUGCGGAACUGGUGCUGGACCGUCUACCAAAACACCCAGAUUACCAUGAUCCGGCUUUCAGGACAGAUAUUUCCACGGCGAAGAAGGCUGUGAUGCGGAAUCUCCAGAAACUGGAGACGUGGAAGCCUGUGCUCAGGCAACAGCAUGAGCGCUAUCGUGCUGCUGUUGAGAGAAGGGAGGCUGAGCAGAGACGAAUUCGGCAAGGACGAAGUGGGCUGCAGGCACUCGAUGGACCUAAUUAUGACUACAUCGAUGCUCUGGACUAUGAAGACGAAAGCCAUCAUCUCAGUGUUCACGACAACAGUGCAUUAGCUGUCGACCUGGCACAUCACGAGAUUAGGAAGCGCGAUGCAUCAAGGCAGAGUACACGCCAAGCUGGCAUCUCACCUGGAACGGUAGCAUCGAGGCGGCGUGGUAUUGUCGUUGGUGGCGAGGAUCCGGCUGGUGAUAGCGGUCACGAGCCCAGCGUCAGAGAUAUCGGCAGCAUGUUGCAAGGAGCCAGACGGCCCAGUCGAGACAUACCAGCUCCGACGCGAACAGUGACAACAUCAAACACAUACCAGUAUCCGUCGGUUCCGGCACGCGAGGGUGUCAUCGACUGGCAGACUCCGCCACUGCAGCCACUAUCGAGCAGAAACUACGACAGUAUGCCACCUCCCUCGAAACCCACGAAGGAGAGAUACGACGACGCCACUAGUUCAUCACGACCCAUACCACCGCCGAAGCACCUACAGACUCCGGACACAACUCAGUACUUCCCACAAACACCUUCAUCCAAAUAUACCUUCAAGUCCACCACCACAACAGAAUCUGGUGCUCCAUUACGCACGAUCCUAUUACCGCCAGACUUACGCCAAAAUUUCCUCAACCUGGCUCACCCAAACACCCUCCGCAACCUCGAAACCUGCGCGGUCCUAGCCGCCACACAAGUCUCCAAUGCACUCUUCAUAUCCCACCUCAUCGUCCCCGACCAAACAAGCACAGACAGCACAUGCGAUACCACCGAGACCGGCGACAACGCACUAUUCGACUACUGCGACACACACGAGCUACUAGUCUGCGGCUGGAUACAUACCCACCCGUCUCAGUCUUGCUUCCUGAGCAGCCGCGAUCUACAUACCAGCUCAGGAUACCAAGUGAUGCUACCAGAGGCCAUCGCCAUCGUGUGCAGUCCAAGACAUAAUCCCGAAUGGGGAUGCUUCAGGCUCACAUCACCACCAGGUUUGCAAGCUGUACUUGAGUGCACGGCACCGGGGGUCUUUCAUCCACAUGUUGAGCAGAAUCUGUAUACAGAUGCUCUCAAGCCGGGCCAUGUAGUCGAGGGCCCGGGUCUGGAGUUCGAGGUUGUAGAUCUGAGAGGGAAGUGA
Molecule: messenger RNA, 1566 nt
Organism: Recurvomyces mirabilis
Lineage: Eukaryota; Fungi; Ascomycota; Dothideomycetes; Mycosphaerellales; Teratosphaeriaceae
Exons: 1
Coding region: 1-1566 (521 amino acids)
Biological process (GO): protein K63-linked deubiquitination
Cellular component (GO): membrane; endosome
Molecular function (GO): metal-dependent deubiquitinase activity; protein binding; K63-linked deubiquitinase activity
Source: RefSeq, a predicted model, not a curated record